GCGUCAAGAUUUCACUUUUACCGGAACAGAAAGAGGUAUCCACACUAGCUGACGACCGAAGCUGUUCGAAUCAACUCUCUCCCUUUCUUUCCAUGGACCGUCACUUACCGGACUUUCAGGUUCUUCUUCCCCCGCGCGACGGAGAUGUAGCACGGAGGCCGGGUGGAGAGAAAUAUUUUCGCCGAAGAAUAUAUCGCGAUACGAAAGACUCGGAUUUUGGUGCCGCGUACGCGUGUGACGUACGUUCGAACUGGACCGGGUGAUAAAAAUGAACCGUGAGACGAGAACUGAAGCAAAGAAGGAACUGCCGAACGAGCGAAUCGAAAAAGAACAAUCGGGGAUCGCGAAGAUGUGUCGUCUGCCGCGGGACGACGACCCUUGCCCGCGAAAAUAGUAGAAUUUAUUUCGCGAGUGCAGCGCGAUUCCGCAGUGAGGACGAUCCACCGACGACGAGAACAACGACAACUAGGUACCGCAACGAAAUCGUAAGAAUUGACAAUAAUCGGUUAUCAUGUCGUCCGCUACCGUCCUAUCGAAUAUAACAAACGUGAUAACGAUGGAAAACGAUAUGCAUCUCGUGAGUAGAUCCGUUUCUUUAGCAACAGCCGGCGCGCUGACGGCAAUUGCAGUUGUUGGGUUUUUUUUAAAUUUAACAGUUAUUUUCGUUAUACUAAGAGAUACCCAGACGCUCUUGACACCGGUAAACGUCGUUCUCCUCAACCUGGUGAUCGGUGAUUUCUGCGUAUCGAUAAUCGGUACACCGUUUGCCAUCGUGUCGUCGAUAUUCGGAAAAUGGUACUGGGAACACGCGGGUUGUCUUUGGUACGCUUGGUUUAUGUCAACUUUUGGAUUGGCUAGUAUCGGAAAUCUGACGGUUUUAGCUAUAGAAAGAUGGCUGCUCAUCACAAGACCGAUGAAAGCUUUCACUAUAAGGCAAGCCUGUUACCUGGUCUCCGGCGUUUGGAUCUAUUCAUUGUCACUGACGAUCCCACCGCUCUUCGGAUGGGGAAGCUACGGACCGGAAGCCGGCGAUUUGUUCUGCAGCGUUUCUUGGGAAGUUCACGAUCCGGAAAUAGGAAGCGAUAGCUACAUCGCGUUUCUAUUUAUAUUCGGUCUCUUGGUACCCGUUACUCUGAUAACCUCCAGUUACUUGGGCAUCGUCACGACCUUGAAGAAGGUCAGAAAAAGAGUCGGUUCCAGAGGAAGACACGAAGCUCAGGUAACGAAAAUGGUGGCGAUCAUGAUAACGGCGUUUCUGGUCGCUUGGACACCAUAUUCCGUAUUCGCUUUAUCCGCACAGUAUUUCAAGGUAACGCCUACGCCGAUGUUGGCGAUUUUACCGUCACUUUGGGCAAAAUCAUCGAUAUGUUACAAUCCUGUGAUAUACGCCGGUAUGAACACCCAGUUUCGCGGUUCGAUUAAAAAAUUUUUAGGGCUACCUGGAACCACCGUGUCAAGAUCAGCCGGAAGUCAACACACGGCGGUAAGCGCCGCCACCAACAGGGCGGUUAUUCACCCGGUACAAAUACUGAAAAAAUAAAUAAAAUAAAUGAAUAAAUAAAUAAAUAAAUAUCUCAAAGUACGUAUACGUAUACACAAAUACAAAAAUCAAACGCGCGCCGUUCUGUGUAACGCGGCAAAGAUCGAGCUUAAUAUAUAAUAACAAUAACAGUACAACGAUAACGACGACGACGACAACAACAACAACAACAACUAUAACGCGACAAUGGAUAACAUUGUAUGUAUAAUACGGCCGCGCGUUUUGGGACCAAAAAUGGCGAGAAUUACGAAUAAGACGCGAUCGUUAAAAUUGCUUAAUAUUAUAUACGUAUACCUUUUACAAUGGGGGGUAUUCGGUGAACGCAUUUAUUCGUUACGAGUAUACAUACGUAUGUAUAUGACCACGGUAAACACACACGACGUAUACACAUAACCAUAGCUAUAUACCUGCAUACCUUACAUACCUUGUAUACCGAUAUAGGUACGUACAUACAUAUAUCCAUGUAAUUAUCGAUAUUAUAUAUUGAUAUUCGUAACACACGUCAUUAUAUCAAAUGCCAUCAAGUUAAUUUCAAUCACGACCGCCUAUGCGCAAAGAGGAAAGUGAAACUGCAGGGUAUAACAAUAUAUAUUUAUAAAUACACACGUGUGUAACUACACACGUGUAUACGCUAUAUUUUUAUCAUUACGACCGUGUAUCGGGUACUGUUCUUAUUAUUAUUAUUCAAUUUAUUUCAAGAAUAUAUAUAUAUAUAUAUAUAUAGUAUAUUUAAUUACUCUAUACAUAUGUACAUGAAUGUACAUGAUAUUAUAUAGCGAUAGUCAAGUAUAUAUAUAUACACACCAUGUACCAUAACUAUAUAGAUACCCAAUGUAUAUGUAUAAUGUCAACAAAAAAAAAACAAAAAAAAAAAAAAAAUAGAAAAGAACCAAAAUAAGAGUAACAUAAGAUCUCAAUAAAAUAAAUAAAUGAAUAAAUGAAUCGAUUGAUUGAUUGAUUGAAAAAAAAAACGUCUCGUCUAUCGUUUUGCGACGAUUGAUUUGCAACAAUCGUUGUACGAUUCGAUCAGAGCGAAGAAAAGAGUCGAAUGAUUGAUGUUGCGUUCUAAUGACAUCGAUCUACGGGAAAAAUUCGACGUUAUGAUAAGUAAAUAACUCGGACCUUUUGAAUGUACAAGGCCAUUAUCGCAGACUUUGAGUUUCGAAUCGAUUGACUUUUCGGCGAUCUAAUGAAAAAAUAAUAACAACAGUUCGAUCGACGUUAUCAAAUCCGGUGAGUGUAUAACCAGAUGCAGCAGCGGCGGCGGCAGCGGUAGCAGCAGCAGCAGCAGCAGCAGCUGAUCGGUUUUAAAAAAAUCGGCCGCGGGCGAAACUUUCUAAAAAUUUGACGAAAUUGUUUCAGUAGGUCCAUAUAAUUUACGAGAAGUCCACGCGUUUGAGCUUCAUAUGCGCGAUAUGCACGUUGGUAUACAUAAUAUACAAAUGUAUAUGUAUAUAUACACGUCGUAUACAUGUCCCAUAAACAUGCGGCGUUGUGUGCAUGUGAAUGUUUGGAAAUCAUUCUUGCGAAUAUAACAUUAUAUAUCGCCAAGGUCGAAUUUUUGCAGUCCGCUAUUUUUUUUUUUCUUGCUUUAAGGUUUAUAUGCUAAUCGCUACACAUCAGGUGCAGGUCACGUCCACAUCAUGCGUGAAUCAACUCACCGUAUAUACAUAUAUAUAUAUAUGUAUAUGUAUAUAUAUAUAUUUGUUCGAAUUCGCACCUGCGGUAUACAUUUUAUAUAUUCGCGAUAAGAUGGACGUCCUAUGGAAAAAUUAGAGAUGGACGAAAGUGAGAGAGAGAGAGAGAUAGAGAGAAACGAAGACGAAGAAACUUCAGAGAUGCAGGUGCGAUAUAGGAAUGCAAAAUUUCGUAACGUCCGGUUCCGAUCGAAUUUAUUCGUUUGUUUUCGGAUUUGCUUCUUUUUUUUUUUGGGGGGGGGGGGGUUUCUUUUCAACGAAUUAAUUUCGCCGCUUCUUAUCGGACGCAAAAGCGCGAGGUUAAUCGCGGACACAUAACGUUGCACAUGUAGUUGCACCAGGGAUGACUUACGCCUAAGUUUACAUCACAGCUUUUACCUGCAAC
Athalia rosae (coleseed sawfly) is the source of this 3622-nucleotide messenger RNA. Its product is annotated as rhodopsin-like. Gene Ontology annotation, biological process: G protein-coupled receptor signaling pathway. The record is from RefSeq and is a predicted model, not a curated record. The transcript has 7 exons. Gene Ontology annotation, molecular function: G protein-coupled receptor activity. Gene Ontology annotation, cellular component: membrane; photoreceptor outer segment. The coding region runs from base 512 to 1540 and encodes 342 amino acids. NCBI's taxonomy places the organism in Eukaryota, Metazoa, Arthropoda, Insecta, Hymenoptera, Athaliidae.